AACGUAAAAAAAAAACAUUUUCAUCGCGUUAUCUUCCUUCAUUCCAUACCAAAAAAAAGGAGCUUCCUUUGCUGCAACUCAGCCAUGGAGGAAGUGUGCGAGGGCAAGGACUUCUCCUUCCCCAAACAAGAAGAAACCAUCCUCAAACUCUGGUCCGAAAUCAAAGCCUUCGAAACCCAAUUGGCGCGCACGGAGGGCCAGCCGGAAUACGUCUUCUAUGACGGCCCUCCGUUUGCCACCGGCCUCCCGCACUACGGCCACAUCUUGGCCGGAACCAUCAAAGACAUCAUCACCCGAUUCUUCUCCAUGACCGGCCACCACGUCAUCCGCCGAUUCGGGUGGGACUGCCACGGCCUGCCUGUGGAGAACGAGAUCGAUCGGACUCACGGUAUCAAGCGCCGGGACGACGUGCUGAAUAUGGGGAUCGAUAAGUACAACGAGGCCUGUAGAAGCAUUGUGACGCGGUACGUCGGCGAGUGGGAGAAGGUUAUCACUCGGACGGGGCGGUGGAUUGAUUUCCAGAACGAUUACAAGACGAUGGACUUGAAGUUUAUGGAAUCUGUGUGGUGGGUUUUUGCGCAAUUGUUCGAAAAGGGGCUGGUUUAUAAAGGAUUCAAGGUCAUGCCAUACAGCACUGGUUGCAAGACACCACUCUCAAAUUUUGAGGCUGGUCAAGAUUAUAGGGAUGUGCCUGAUCCCGAAAUUAUGGUGACUUUUCCAAUUGUGGGAGAUCUGGAAAAUGCAAGUUUUGUGGCUUGGACAACUACACCAUGGACCCUCCCUAGUAACUUAGCCCUCUGUGUCAAUGCGAACUUUACUUAUGUGAAGGUUCGCAACAACUACUCGGGGAAAGUUUAUGUUGUUGCUGAAUCUCGGUUGUCAGCUCUUCCUAGCGAGAAACCUAAAGAGAAAAGUACUGUAGUAGAAAAUGGGUCCAAGUCUAAGACCAAGGGAGGAGCUGGGAAAAAGGAAACUGUCGCCAGUUCAUCAUAUCAAGUAUUGCAGAAAUUCUCGGGGGCUUCAUUAGUGGGAAAUAAGUAUGUGCCACUGUUUGAAUACUUUAAGGAGUUCUCUGAUGUGGCAUUUAGAGUUGUUGUGGACAACUAUGUUACUGAUGAUAGUGGGACUGGUAUUGUUCAUUGUGCUCCUGCCUUUGGCGAGGAUGAUUAUCGUGUUUGCCUCGAAAACCAAGUAAUCAAUAAGGGAGACAACUUGAUUGUAGCGGUUGAUGAUGAUGGCUGCUUUACAGAAAGAAUCACUGAUUUCAGCGGGUUCUAUGUCAAGGAUGCCGAUAAAGAUAUUAUUGAAGCAGUGAAGGCAAAAGGAAGGCUAGUGAAGUCCGGAACUUUCACUCAUUCUUAUCCCUUUUGCUGGAGAUCUAAAACUCCACUUAUCUACAGAGCUGUCCCAAGUUGGUUUAUCCGGGUGGAGCAGUUGAAAGAAAAAUUGCUAGAAAAUAACACACAGACUUACUGGGUUCCUGACUUUGUCAAGGAAAAGCGCUUCCACAAUUGGCUGGAAAAUGCAAGAGAUUGGGCCGUUAGUCGAAGUAGGUUUUGGGGAACUCCUCUCCCUGUGUGGGUUAGUGAGGAUGGCGAGGAGAUACUAGUCAUCGAUUCUAUUGAUAAGCUUGAAAAGCUUUCCGGUGUUAAGGUUUUUGAUCUGCACCGGCACAAUAUCGAUCAUAUCACUAUUCCAUCUGCUCGUGGUCCGCAACAUGGUGUUCUUCGACGUAUAGAUGAUGUGUUUGAUUGCUGGUUUGAGAGUGGAUCCAUGCCUUAUGCUUAUAUCCACUAUCCUUUCGAGAAUGUUGAACUUUUUGAGAAAAAUUUUCCUGGGCAUUUCGUCGCGGAAGGGCUAGAUCAGACUCGUGGGUGGUUCUACACUCUUAUGGUGUUAUCUACUGCGUUAUUUGGGAAACCUGCUUUUAGAAACCUGAUUUGCAAUGGACUUGUCCUUGCUGAGGAUGGAAAAAAAAUGAGUAAAAGUUUGAAGAACUAUCCUUCACCAAUGGAGGUUAUUGAUGACUAUGGUGCUGAUGCACUACGAUUAUACCUCAUCAACUCUCCUGUUGUGCGUGCGGAGACAUUACGUUUCAAGAAGGAAGGAGUUUUUGGUGUGGUCAAGGAUGUAUUUCUUCCUUGGUACAAUGCAUACAGGUUCCUUGUUCAGAAUGCAAAGAGACUUGAAGAUGAAGGGUUUGGCACUUUCCUCCCUAUUGAUCUAACCACUGUACAAAAAUCAUCUAAUGUGCUUGACCAGUGGAUCAACUCAGCCACACAGAGUCUUGUGCAUUUUGUCCAACAAGAGAUGAAUGGUUAUCGACUUUACACGGUGGUUCCAUAUCUUUUGAAGUUUCUUGACAACUUGACAAAUAUUUAUGUGCGGUUCAAUCGCAAGAGGCUAAAGGGUCGUACUGGUGAAGAAGAUUGUAGGAUGGCACUCUCAACUCUUUAUAAUGUCCUCUUGGUGUCCUGUAAAGUGAUGGCACCAUUAACGCCAUUCUUCACUGAGGUGCUUUAUCAAAAUUUGCGGAAAGUUUUGAAUGAGUCUGAGGAAAGCAUUCACUUCUGUAGUUUUCCUAAAGCAGAAGGAAAGAGGGAUGAACGCAUGGAGCAGAGUGUUAGAAGAAUGAUGACAGUGAUAGAUCUUGGCCGUAACAUUCGUGAGCGUCACAAUAAGCCUCUCAAGACACCCCUUAAGGAGAUGGUUAUAGUUCAUCCUGAUGCAGACUUUCUUGAUGAUAUUGCUGGAAAGCUAAGAGAUUAUGUGUUGGAGGAACUUAAUGUACGAUCUCUUGUCACAUGUAAUGAUACAUUGGAGUAUGCUUCGUUACGUGCAGAGCCUGAUUUUAGUGUACUGGGUAAGCGGCUUGGAAAAUCGAUGGGAGUUGUUGCCAAAGAAGUCAAGGCCAUGUCCCAGGAAAGCAUUUUAGCAUUUGAGAAAGCUGGAGAAGUUACUGUUUCUGGUCAUUGUUUAAAGCUUGCUGAUAUUAAGGUGGUUAGGGAUUUCAAGCGUCCUAAUGGAAUGACAGAAAAGGAGAUUGAUGCAGCGGGAGAUGGUGAUGUUUUGGUGGUUUUGGAUUUACGUCCAGAUGAGUCCUUGUUUGAGGCUGGUGUUGCUCGCGAAAUUGUUAGGAGAGUUCAACAGUUACGGAAGACAGCUGCCCUUAAACCUACUGACGUGGUAGAGGCCUACUUUGAAUCUUUAGAUCAAGAUAAAUCAGUCUCACAACGGGUUUUGCAAUCCCAGGAAGAAUACAUUACAGAUGCCAUUGGUUUUCCAUUGCGUCCUUCUCAUGUGAUGCCAUCAGAUGCUGUCCUUGUUGCGGAGGAGAGUUCCCAUGGGGUAUCUGGUAUGUCAUUUGUUAUCAGAUUGGUUCGCCCGACCAGUUCCAAGUAGAGUUUCUAGAAACGAUCAAGUAUCUUUAGUCAAAUUUCGUUAGCUAAUCAUUUAGGUUUAAUCAUGUUGUUACCUCGUUGGUGCUUUCGGGCAAACAGCAUUAGUUUCAUCACGCCUUUGUUUUAUGUUCUUGUUUUGGCACUGUUGGAAAACUAUUAUUUGCGGAAGUAAUGAACACAAGAUUUUGGAUUACCGUUUA
Messenger RNA from Malus domestica (apple), 3601 nucleotides. RefSeq names its product isoleucine--tRNA ligase, cytoplasmic-like. Gene Ontology annotation, biological process: isoleucyl-tRNA aminoacylation. NCBI's taxonomy places the organism in Eukaryota, Viridiplantae, Streptophyta, Magnoliopsida, Rosales, Rosaceae. Gene Ontology annotation, molecular function: aminoacyl-tRNA deacylase activity; isoleucine-tRNA ligase activity; ATP binding. The record is from RefSeq and is a predicted model, not a curated record.